GGCGCUGCUUGGAUAUGUGUUUUGACGUUUGGCAUGCUGAAUAUGAAACCUGUAUUUCUAUAGAAAUCGACAGCUUCUAAAAGAGUAUAAAAAAGAGAGUGUUUUCAAAAGAAAUAAAUACACCAGUUUACGUAGUUUAUCAAGUCUGUUUAUUUAGGUUUUCUGCAGCCAUGGGAGGUAACGAAAGUACUGUUAGAAAGGUGUCGUUUGCCAUGGAUGAAGAGGACAAAGUCAGGGUGCUGCCCGCCGGCGUUAAGUUGUCAGAUGCUGUUAUACAACGUGCAAAAGAUCGGUCUCAUUCCUUACCUGAGUCAAAGCCACCCCCUUCAGAAAGGAGUGAGGGGGGUCCAAGUGCAACAGGUCCUUCUAAAUCACAAGAAGGUCGCUCAGGCAAAACAUACACAGAACGAGAAGAGGAGCUGUACCGAAGGUAUGAAAGAGAACAAGCACUGGUACAAGAGGAGCUGGCCAGAAUUGCUCAAAGAGAGAGAGCAGCUGCCAGGGAGAACCUGAACUUUGCCAUUUUACAAGAAAGAGCUUCCACUGUCGAAGAGAUUCAAAAGGCCAAAGUUCUCCCUGCUGAUUUGGAUGCUUGGGCUAAACAGUUGGAAAAGAAAGAAGCUGAGCUGAAACGGUUGGAUACUUUUUAUAAGGAACAGCUGGCACACCUUGAGAGGAAGAAUGUGGAGUAUUACAAGCUAACAUCUGAGCAGUUCCAUGAAGCUGCCAAUGAAGCAGAAGCCCAUAUAAAAAAGAGAAGAACUGAACCUUUGUGUUCAGACUUGCAGUCGGGGAUCCUAAAGUGUUACAGAGACAAUCAGCAGCAAACACUAAACUGUUCUGACUUAGCAAAGGAGUACAUGCAGUGCAUCAACGCGGCUAAAAAGAAGCUGUUGGUGAAUCACGGAUAGAAAUGGCUGCACACCAGAACUUCAGGAAGGGGUCCAGUUUUGUUGGUGCAGGUUUAAUUGGUUUGGAAGAGCCUCUACAAGAGAAUAAAGUACAACACUCUGUCAGCAUUUCAGAGCAGGCAUCUUUCAUUUUCUCUCUUGAUUACUUUAAUUUCACUUUGGUCUGUACCUUCAUUCUUCUGAGAUUAAUGUAACCACUGAGUAAGAAAAUAAAAAAAAAUACCAAAUGAUACUUAAAGAAAA
This is a messenger RNA of Polypterus senegalus (gray bichir), 1154 nucleotides long. RefSeq names its product coiled-coil-helix-coiled-coil-helix domain containing 6a (gene chchd6a). Gene Ontology annotation, cellular component: MICOS complex; mitochondrion. NCBI's taxonomy places the organism in Eukaryota, Metazoa, Chordata, Cladistia, Polypteriformes, Polypteridae. Bases 171 to 911 code for a protein of 246 amino acids. The transcript has 9 exons. The record is from RefSeq and is a predicted model, not a curated record.